UGAAUUUUCGCUAGACGACGAUCAUUGCUGCUUCGCCUGCUCCGUCUCGUCUCCCUUUUUCCUGCUGAAUUCUAUUGACUCCUGCGCUCGCGCGUCUCGCCUGGUCGGUCAAAUUCCGAGCUUGAUCUCUCUCCCCGCAGCCACGACUCGAGAAGCCGCCGUGCUCCGUCGCUCUCCGUCGCUCUCCCCUGCUCCCCUGUACAUAACUUUCCGUCAUGUCCAAAUCGCGUCGCAACGUCAGGUUCCCACGUCGGAUGUCCAACUCCUCUGAAGGUCGGCGCUUGAGCAUCUCUGAUGCCAGCGAUGUCCUCUCCGACCCCGGUAGCCCGGCCAAAGAUGGCAGCGUCACCGCGCCUGCCACCAUUCCCGAGGAGAAAUCCGAGAAGCCCCAGUUGUCCGAUUACGAAAAGAAGAAACAGACCUUUAUUACACGUACGAUAUGGACCUUUGUGAUGAUUUUCGGCUUCUUCGUUGCCAUGUUUUCCGGCCACAUUUACAUCAUCGGCAUCGUUACCGCUGUCCAGAUCAUCUCGUUCAAGGAGGUUAUCGCCAUUGCCAAUGUGCCCAGUAAGGAGAAAAACCUCCGCUUCACCAAGUCGCUGAAUUGGUACUUUCUGGCUACGACCAUGUACUUCUUAUACGGAGAGAGCGUCAUCUACUACUUCAAGCAUGUGCUUCUGGUGGAUCGGGUGCUGCUGCCUCUAGCUACCCACCACCGGUUCAUUAGCUUCACGCUUUAUGUUAUGGGCUUCGUCUUCUUCGUCGCGUCCUUGCAGAAAGGACAGUACCGGUUCCAAUUUACCCAGUUUGCUUGGACGCAUAUGGCGCUCUACCUGAUCGUCGUUCAAGCUCACUUUGUCAUGAACAACAUCCUGGAGGGCAUGAUCUGGUUCUUCCUUCCCGCCUCUCUCGUCAUCACGAACGAUAUCUUUGCCUACGUCUGCGGUAUCACCUUCGGUCGCACCCAGCUUAUCCAGCUGUCCCCCAAGAAGACUGUCGAAGGGUUCCUUGGCGCGUGGAUUUGCACCAUCAUCUUCGGCUACUUCAUGACCAACAUUCUGAUGCGCUACAAGUACUUCAUCUGCCCCGUCAAUGAUCUGGGUGCCAACGUCUUGACGGGUCUUCAAUGCUCGCCCAACCCGGCCUUCGUGCCCCAGCCCUACCAUGUCCCGGAGUGGACUGGCAUGCACAAGACCUUCCAUAUUGAGCCUAUCCAGUUCCACAUUCUGAUUUUCGCCACAUUCGCUUCUCUUAUCGCUCCCUUUGGCGGCUUCUUCGCCUCCGGUCUCAAGCGUACUUUCAAGAUCAAGGACUUUGGCGAGUCGAUCCCGGGUCACGGUGGCAUCACUGACCGCAUGGACUGCCAGUUCAUCAUGGGCUUCUUCUCGUACAUGUACUACCACAGCUUCAUCGCGGUGUUCAAGGCGAGCGUCGGAGAUGUAAUUGAGAUCGCCAUCAACGGUCUGUCGGUGGAGGAGCAACUCGAGGUCGUCCGGGGGCUGAGCAAGUACCUGUACAACCAGGGUACUGUCUCUGAAACAAUCCUGGAUUGUAUCAACACCGAGCUCCGCCGUUAGAGCGGAAGCAUGACGACUCGACCUGCCCUUGAUCCAAUGGAUCUCCGUGAUGAAAAUCCUAUCCUUCUCUUUCUCUCUCUAUAGUUGCUGUUGAGGGUUAAA
Molecule: messenger RNA, 1679 nt
Organism: Aspergillus welwitschiae
Lineage: Eukaryota; Fungi; Ascomycota; Eurotiomycetes; Eurotiales; Aspergillaceae
Gene: cds1
Product: phosphatidate cytidylyltransferase
Exons: 4
Coding region: 216-1577 (453 amino acids)
Cellular component (GO): endoplasmic reticulum membrane
Molecular function (GO): phosphatidate cytidylyltransferase activity
Source: RefSeq, a predicted model, not a curated record